AUGGACUCCGAUGACGAAGAUCUCAAGCUGGCGAUGGCAAUGUCACUGCAAGGGGGUUCGCCCCGGGCCACUCGCGACACCACAGCAAGCGUCAAGACUGAGACCAUUGACCUCACAUCUGACAACGAUGAUGAUGAAGAUGAGGAUCUCCGGCGUGCGAUUGCCUUGUCAAUUCAGGAAAGUGGGAAUGAUAACAUCCAGCGAUCAUCAGCGGAAAUCGCUCCAAAGCCAGCGACCGUGGACAAAACUCCAGGUUUCAUGGGCAUGGAUCGAAGAGCCAUGGAACAAGAGCGUCUCGCAAGACUCGGUAAACGGAAACGCGAUGCAUCACCCGAGAGACCUUCGAAGCAAAUCGCAAGGUUGCCUGCAGCGAAAAGCACCGCAGAGAGUCCAUCAUUACAAUAUCCUAGAGGGGCGAUUAAGCGCACAUUUGCGUCCAAGUACCCACGGACCGACGACAUCACGAUCGACGAAUUAUUAGAAGCACCGAAAGUCAACAUCGCGGUGAUUAGCUCAUUUCAGUACGACUCAGGAUGGCUGUACGAGAAGCUUGACCCGACAAAGGUCAAACAAAUCUGGUUGAUGAAUGGUAAAUUCAAAGGCGAAGACGUGCAAGCGAAGCGCAUUCAAGAGUGGAAGGAAUCUGGAGUACCAAACAUGAAGCUACAUUUUCCACCAAUGGGUGGUAUGAUUGCUAGCAUGCAUAGCAAGUUCAUGCUGUUGUUUGGGAAAGACAAGUUGCGUAUUGCUGUACCAACCGCGAACAUGACGAAGACCGACUGGGGCGAAGUUCCAAACGACUGGCAACCCGGCAUCAUGGAGAACUCAGUAUUCUUGAUUGACCUUCCCCGGAGAACCGACGACACUGCUAGAAAGACCGGAGACUUGACGGCUUUUGGUCGCGAAUUGGUAUACUUCCUAGAAAAACAGGAAGUUGGGUCGCAGGUGGUUGAAGGCUUGCUGAAAUUCGACUUCACGGAAACCAGGCAUCUGGCUUUUGUUCACUCAAUUGGCGGUUCACACAAGAUCGAAUCGAAGCAUCCCACAGGUCUCCCUGGUCUCGCACAUGCUAUACGAGAGCUCCGUUUAGACGACGUCGAACACAUCGAGCUGGACUACGCAGCAUCGUCCCUCGGUGCUAUCAACGAUACCUUUCUGUCGCGCAUUCAUCUCGCAGCACGCGGCGAGUCGUUCACAACAGACACUACGCCUCUUCCCAAGGUGCACGAUGACAUUAGGAUCUACUUUCCUACCAAUGACACGGUUGAGAAAAGCAUCGGAGGUCCCGGAUGCGCGGGCAUCAUCACGUUGGGUACCCAAUGCUACAAUGCACCAACAUUCCCAAAAGAAUGCAUGCGUGAGUACGACUCUACGCGACGGGGUAUGCUAUCGCACAACAAACUGCUGUUCGCGCGCGGCCGUAAGAAGGACGGGAAGCCGUUCGCUUGGGUUUACGUUGGCACGGCCAACAUUUCAGAAUCAGCAUGGGGAGGACAAAAGGUAUUGAAAAGCGGACAAAUGGGGAGUCUGAACAUCAGGAACUGGGAGUGUGGUAUCGUCAUGCCUGUGCCAGAUGCCAAGCUUCGGGAUCUCAAGUGGAAUGAGAUACCUUCCAUGGGUGUGUUUGAAGGCACGGUCGAGGUUCCCUUUCGAUUUCCCGCGGACAAGUAUGAGGGCAAACAACCCUGGUUCUUCAGGCCAGGAUAG
Messenger RNA from Alternaria atra, 1707 nucleotides. RefSeq lists its product as uncharacterized. The record is from RefSeq and is a predicted model, not a curated record. NCBI's taxonomy places the organism in Eukaryota, Fungi, Ascomycota, Dothideomycetes, Pleosporales, Pleosporaceae. Gene Ontology annotation, biological process: double-strand break repair; single strand break repair. Gene Ontology annotation, molecular function: 3'-tyrosyl-DNA phosphodiesterase activity; single-stranded DNA binding; double-stranded DNA binding. Gene Ontology annotation, cellular component: nucleus. The transcript has 2 exons. Bases 1 to 1707 code for a protein of 568 amino acids.